ACUUGGUUCCCUUUCUUGAUGGAACUUCGUGUAGUAAUCACUGCAGCACUCGUCUGCGUAUGGGCUCUUGCUAGGCUUCAACUCUCAUCUUCCCAUGUUCUCGAUUCCAAAAUCUCUUGCCUCGACUGCAAACAUUAUUAUGACUUCUCAGGCAUCAAAGUUGCAGUGAAGUGUGAUAAAGUGAAGAAACUAGCCACCGCAACCGCCGAAGAAAACGGUGCUUUCAGAGUGGAGCUUCCAUUAGACAUCUCAGAGAGCAAUCCACCACCAUCUGUCGACUGCCUCGCCAAGAUCAUCGGUGGACCGAACCGGCUGUACGGUAAGAACAAGAAUCUGGUGUCGAAGGUUGCGAAGAAGGUGAGCCAUCGCGUGAACUCUUACACCACUUCCACUCCACUUGCUUUCUCAACUUCCUGCUCUUUGGCUACCGUUGAUGCUAAAUCAUGUGGACUCGGUUCGUCGAAGACCAUUGAUCUGCCACUACCGCCGGAGUGGGGACUUGCUCCAUCGAGCUAUUAUGUUCCUUUCUUCCCCAUCAUCGGUAUCCCUUGAUGUUGGUGGGUUCUUGGAGGUUACUCUUUGUAUAAUAGAGUGAUUAAUAACGUUAAGUGCUUGGGAUAAAGACUAAUUAGUAGUAUGUUUAUAUAGUUCUUUGCUGUAAUGUAUUAUGUGUGUUUAAGA
Molecule: messenger RNA, 681 nt
Organism: Hibiscus syriacus
Lineage: Eukaryota; Viridiplantae; Streptophyta; Magnoliopsida; Malvales; Malvaceae
Exons: 2
Coding region: 19-552 (177 amino acids)
Source: RefSeq, a predicted model, not a curated record